AUAUUCAUAGAAAAUACGUACAAAGUCUCAUGAAACCUUAUUUUUUGUUUAAUCAAUACUUAAAAUAAAGUAAAAUUGUCGAUAAAAAAAAAUAACUUGGUGAAAGUUAAAUAAUAUUUCUCCAUCACGAAAACUAAUUUUUAUUGUCAGUGGCUCAUAUAAUGAGCGUAACAACAAAUGAAGAUGAGACUGGUAUGACCACACCAGAAUUAAUCGCAAUACAUGGUUAUGUAUCAGAAACACAUCAUAUUUGGACAGAAGAUGGAUACUGUUUAGAUGUGCAUCGAAUUCUUCCAUCAAAAUUACAUAAGCAUUCCUAUUAUGAUAGAAGUGAGAAUAAUGUAGAAAUCUUAAAUGAUAAAAGACCAAUAGAGUAUACAAGCUAUGAAGUUAAUCGAAGAGAACAAGAACCAGUUCUGAUUUAUCAUGGACUUUUGUCAAGUUCAGCUGACUGGGUAUUAUCUGGUCCAAGGAAGGCUCUAGCAUAUAUUUUAUGUGACAACGGUUAUGAUGUUUGGUUAGGAAAUGCAAGAGGUAAUACAUAUUCUAGAAAGCACAAACAAUAUACAACCAGAGACAGAGAAUUUUGGGAUUUUAGCUGGCAUGAAAUUGGUUAUUAUGAUUUACCAGCAACAAUAGACUACAUUUUAGAGCAAACUGGACAUACAGAGCUCAAUUAUGUGGGUUAUAGUCAGGGUACAACUGCAUUUUUUGUAAUGGCCAGUGAAAAAUCUGAGUAUAAUCGAAAAGUUAAGGGAAUGAUUAGUUUAGCACCAAUAGCAUUCCUUUCAAACCACAGAAGCCCUUUACUCAAAUUUAUUGUUCCUUUUUAUGGCUUAAUGGAGUGGGGAACAUCUUAUUGCAAUAUACAUCAGUGGUUCGCCCGUAACAGGUUACAGACACGAGCCCUUGGUACAAUAUUUCGAAAUGCUUCUGGCGGUUUUACUGAAGGAUUCUGGAUGUACUGGUUUUCACUAAUUGCUGGAUAUGAUAGUGAUCAGGUAGAGAAGUCUAUGCUAUCACUAAUUUUUGGACAUUUUCCAGCUGGUGCUUCUGUUAAACAAAUCAUUCAUUACUGUCAAAGUAUACUAUCAGGAACAUUUUGUAAAUUUGAUUAUGGAGCAACAGAAAAUCUCAAAAUGUAUGGAUCGACACAACCACCAAAAUAUGACCUCAAAGAAGUAAAAACACCAGUUGCAAUAUUUUAUAGUGAAAACGAUUUUUUAACUGAUCCUGCAGAUGUUAAAAAGCUCACUGAUAGACUUCCAAAUGUUAUACAGACAAAAAAAAUUGAAUACUCAAAAUUUAAUCACAUAGAUUAUAUGUGGGGUAGGGAUGCCAGAACACUUCUCUAUAAUGCUGUUGUAACAGCUUUAAGAAAAAUAAGAUAA
Molecule: messenger RNA, 1391 nt
Organism: Habropoda laboriosa
Lineage: Eukaryota; Metazoa; Arthropoda; Insecta; Hymenoptera; Apidae
Product: lipase 3-like
Exons: 6
Coding region: 162-1391 (409 amino acids)
Molecular function (GO): hydrolase activity, acting on ester bonds
Source: RefSeq, a predicted model, not a curated record